Molecule: messenger RNA, 605 nt
Organism: Suillus paluster
Lineage: Eukaryota; Fungi; Basidiomycota; Agaricomycetes; Boletales; Suillaceae
Exons: 1
Coding region: 114-572 (152 amino acids)
Biological process (GO): lipid metabolic process; C-terminal protein methylation
Cellular component (GO): membrane
Molecular function (GO): oxidoreductase activity, acting on the CH-CH group of donors; protein C-terminal S-isoprenylcysteine carboxyl O-methyltransferase activity
Source: RefSeq, a predicted model, not a curated record
GUCAAUAUCACAGAUCAGCGCAUGGACAGCAUCGUCUGCUGAAGUGGUCAGCAUCAUUGCCACGCAUAUAGAUCCCCUCGCAGAUUCCAGAGGUAAUAUAUGGCGCCAGAGCUAUGCAGCUUGUGCGCGCUCUUCACCCCACGCCAAUUACCCCCGCUUUCCUUGCCGGCAGUCUUGCUGUCACGAUUGGCGGAGUGUUGAGGCUUUAUUGCAUAUCGACGUUAGGAAAGUUUUGGAGCUUCCAACUCAGCAUCAGAAACAAGCACAGACUUGUGACCAGUGGACCGUACUCGGUCGUCCGCCACCCAAGCUACACUGGUCUCCUUCUCCAAUAUAUUGGGAUCAUCAUCAUGUACGGAAACCAAGGGUCCUGGAUGAGGCAGUCUGGGAUUCUACAAGUGCCUUCCAUUGAAGCAUUAGCAGCGAUUAGCUUCUUCUUGUGUACUGUAGGCGCUUGGGCUUCCAUCAGCCGACCGUCAGUGGAGGACGAGAUGCUCCAGCGUGCUCUGGGAGAAGAAUGGGAGACUUGGGCGAGGAGGGUCAGAUACCGAUUGCUUCCCGGGAUUUAUUAAUGACAUACAUACUCUCAUAGCGCUCUUUGCGGG